UGUAUUCCAUUUAAUUUUAUGGUUUUCUUAUUAAGUAGAUAAAUCUCUUUAAUGAAUACAGCAUCACAUAACUGUUGCAAUGCCAGACACUAUCAUAAGGUAAAUAGAUGAAUUAGCUGGUGUGAUUUAAAUGCAUAUUAUUAUUUAAUUACUGAACUGUAAUGUACUGUACUUUGCUUUUAGAUCCGAAGCCUCCACCUAGGACAGAUGUUGGCUCUAAAGGCCUGAAAAUUAACCUGGAGACAAACUAUUUUCCAAUCAGUGUUAAAAAUAAGUUUGCAGAACUGGUUCAUUAUGAUGUCUCUCUAAAAAAACACAACAAAGAUGCAAAUCUUCCACGAAAAACGAAAAUGGAGAUAUUUGAAAAAAUGAAGAUGAUAUAUGAAAAGGAUUUCAAGAAUUACCCACUUGCUUAUGACUCAGAAAGGAAUGCAUACAGUGUGGGUGUCAUCCCUGCUCUUCAAACUCCUGAUUGCCAGAGUACUUAUGAGAUUGACCUUGAGGAAUCAGAUGGCAAGAGGACACAAUACAAAAUUUCACUAAUGGUGAGACAUCGUGCCAACCUCCAGGAACUUACGGAGGCACUUAACUGCUCUGCUCGUGAACAGAAGACACUUCCAUUAAACAUAUUUCAGGUUAAUAUAAGUUACCUAGUUUUUAUAUAUUUUUUCAGGGGUGGAUCCAGGGGGGGGUCCUGGGGGUCUGGACCCCCCUUUUCAUCAGAAAAUUUGAAUACUUAUUCUUUAACACAUUUUGAUGGAGAUGGAUGUCACUGGCCCAGUAAUGGUAUACUGUAUAUGAAUCCUGAUAUACAGUAUAUAAUUUUAACAAUUUGGGUUAAUUUAGAUAUUAACUUUAUCUUGUUUGUUUUCUUGAGUAUUUUACAGAUGGUUGAAGUAAUGUUUCGUCAUUAGCGGGCCAUUAAGUAUGAAUUGGUUGGUCGUCGUAACUUCUACUCAGCAGGAGGAGAGUUUGGAACGCCAUAUCCAAUUGGAUGUGGCAAGGAAGGUGUGACUGGUUUUUUUGGGUCGAUGAGGCCUGCAUCUUGGAAGGAUGGAUCUCUCUUACUGAAUAUUGAUGUUGCACACACAGCAUUCUAUAAAGAACAACCUCUUCUGAACUUUAUUCAAGACUUCAUGAAUUUUAGGGAAGAUGAUUUUCAUAGACCAUUAGAGCCAUUUAAACAAUCAAAACUUUUGCAAGAACUAAGAAAUAUUAGGGUGCAAGUUACACACUCCAAUAUCCCUCGCACUUACAAGAUUAUAGAUGUUUCAGAACAUUCUGCUGAGAAACAAACAUUUCCUUUAAAAGAUGAGAAUACUGGGAACACAGUUUACUGCACCAUUGAAAACUACUUCAAGAACCAAUAUGGAAAAAAAAUUAAGUUUCCAAAGUUGAACUGUGUACAAGUGUCUCCUGCUGAAAGGAAUGUGUUUAUUCCAUUUGAGUGCUGCAAGAUUUACAAAGGUCAAAGAGUGGUUAAGAAGCUUAGUGAUCGAGAAACUGCUCAAUUUAUUAGGACAACAGCUGUUCCACCAGCAACAAGAAAGAAACAGAUAUGCAAUAUUCAUCGCACCAAUGACUUUACUCAAGAUCCAAUGCUGAAGAAUCUGCAGUUCAGUAUAGCAGAAAGAGUAUGACCUCUCCCGUUUCUUUUAUAUGCAGUAAUCACCAUUUUAUAUAUGAACAUACAGUAUACUUUUCCAUUGACCCAUUAGGCUUUGAGCCAUUUUAUAUA
Messenger RNA from Homarus americanus (American lobster), 1738 nucleotides. RefSeq names its product protein argonaute-2-like. Gene Ontology annotation, molecular function: protein binding; RNA binding. The record is from RefSeq and is a predicted model, not a curated record. NCBI's taxonomy places the organism in Eukaryota, Metazoa, Arthropoda, Malacostraca, Decapoda, Nephropidae. The transcript has 7 exons.